CACACACGCACGCACACACAUCCCUUCCCUGUCUCCCGCCCGCCUCCGCCUCCUCCUUCGCCAAGCCGAAGAGCGCCAGGCGCUCUUCCAGGCCGGUGCGGGGAGAGCCCGCAGCCCCUCGGGCGGCGAUCCAGGCGACUCCGGGCCUGGGCGGGAGCCGGGAGGUGCGGCCGGCAUGGAGGCGCUGCUGCUGGGCGUGGGGCUGGUGCUGGGCGCCUACGUGCUUGUCUACUACAACCUGGUGAAGGCCCCGCCGUGCCGCGGCCUCGCCAGCCUGCGGGGCCGCACGGCCGUAGUCACGGGCGCCAACAGCGGCAUCGGGAAGAUGACGGCGCUGGAGCUGGCGCGCCGGGGAGCGCGCGUGGUGCUGGCCUGCCGUAGCCGGGAGCGCGGCGAAGCGGCUGCGUUCGACCUCCGCCAGGAGAGUGGGAACAAUGAAGUCAUCUUCAUGGCCUUGGAUUUGGCCAGUCUGGCCUCCGUGAGGGCCUUUGCCACUGCCUUCCUGAGCUCCGAGCCACGGCUGGACAUCCUCAUCCACAAUGCUGGGAUCAGUUCCUGCGGCCGGACCCGGGAGCCCUUUAACCUGCUGUUGCGCGUGAACCACAUCGGCCCCUUCCUGCUGACGCACCUGCUGCUGCCCCGGCUCAAGACAAGCGCCCCCAGCCGUGUGGUGGUGGUCUCCUCUGCCGCCCACCGCCGGGGCCGCCUCGAUUUCACACGCCUGGACCGCCCAGUGGUGGGCUGGCGGCAGGAGCUGCGGGCGUAUGCCGACAGUAAGCUGGCCAACGUGUUGUUCGCCAGGGAGCUUGCCACUCAGCUUGAGGGCACUGGUGUCACCUGCUAUGCAGCCCACCCAGGGCCAGUGAACUCGGAGCUCUUCCUGCGCCACGUUCCUGGAUGGCUCCGCCCACUUUUGCGCCCCCUGGCUUGGCUGGUGCUCCGGGCACCGCGAGGGGGUGCCCAGACACCCCUGUACUGCGCUCUGCAGGAAGGCAUUGAGCCCCUCAGCGGAAGGUACUUCGCCAAUUGCCACGUGGAGGAGGUGCCCCCAGCCGCCAGAGACGACCGCGCAGCUCACCGGCUGUGGGAGGCCAGCAGGAAGCUAGCAGGGCUUGGGCCUGGGGAGGAUGCCGAAUCCGAUGAAGAUUCCCAGCCUGAGGACCCGGGGACUCCAUCCUCUCCAAGCAGCCCCCACCCCGAGGAGCCCACGGCUUCCGAACUCUACCCCAGCCCUCAGAAUUCAACAGACAGGUCUACGGUCACGCGCCGAAUUCCGGUUAAAGCUGAACUUGAGCCUCAGGCUUGCUAACUGCCCCCCUACCCCACGACCCCCCCCCCCCCCAAAACACACACACACACACAGACCGGGCAGCUUUCCAAGGCACCUGGUGGGCCUUUAAAACCUUAGCUGUGUGCCGGGCCACGCACUGGGCAUGGAGAGAGUUGCCAUUUUCGCCUCCAUGGUUAUUUCCCGGGGUUUCCGAGGUAUGUCCUGGACAGCUCGUUUCCUGGCGGAAGGAAAUAAAGGGUGAUUAUUCCUCCCUGAGAGGAACGGUAACCCCA
Molecule: messenger RNA, 1563 nt
Organism: Dama dama (fallow deer)
Lineage: Eukaryota; Metazoa; Chordata; Mammalia; Artiodactyla; Cervidae
Gene: DHRS13
Product: dehydrogenase/reductase 13
Exons: 5
Coding region: 176-1309 (377 amino acids)
Source: RefSeq, a predicted model, not a curated record